UGGAAGUUCCUUUUCUCUUUAUUUAUAAUCUUUUUUCGUCUUUUUCAGAGCGCGACAGCAGGAUAAAUGAGUGAGCGAUAGUCAUAACCGCAGAGGGACGGUGUAGUGGGGUGCCGUGAGCGUGGUGUGCAAGAGAGGAGCGUGAGCUGCGUGCAGGAUGGCCACCAUUGACGGACGACCGGCGCAGUAUGGCGUCACGCUCAAGCAACUGCGCGAGCUCAUGGAGCUGCGCGGUGGGGAGGGCAUAGAGCGCUUGGAUAGUGAGUUCGGCGGCAUCCUCGAGCUUACCAAGAAGCUCUACUCCUCUCCCACCAAUGGGUUGAGCGGGAAUGCCAGUGACAUGGAGCACCGACGACAAACCUUCGGCUCCAACGUCAUACCACCCAAGCCCCCCAAAACAUUCCUCACCUUGGUGUGGGAGGCGCUACAAGAUGUAACCCUUAUUAUCCUUCAGGUGGCUGCUGUGGUGUCUUUAGGUCUCUCCUUUUACAAACCCCCUGCAGAAAGUUCAUCAGUUGGUCAUCACGAUGAGGGAGAGGAAGAAGCAGGAUGGAUCGAGGGAGUGGCCAUUCUUAUAUCUGUGGCAGUAGUUGUUUUUGUCACAGCCUUUAAUGACUACACAAAAGAAAAACAGUUUCGAGGUCUACAAAGCCGCAUUGAGGGCGAGCACAAAUUCUCUGUUAUUCGAGGAGGAGAAGUCCAUGAUAUUGGAGUGGGAGAUAUUGUCGUUGGUGAUAUUUGCCAAAUCAAAUAUGGUGACUUGUUACCUACAGAUGGAAUCUUGAUACAAAGCAAUGACCUAAAGAUUGAUGAGUCCUCGCUAACUGGAGAGUCAGACCAUGUAAAGAAGGGGGCUGACACAGAUCCUAUGGUGCUCUCAGGGACACAUGUAAUGGAGGGCAGUGGAAAAAUGCUGGUGACUGCAGUAGGUGUAAAUUCUCAAGCUGGCAUUAUCUUUACACUUUUGGGUGCUGCUGCAGAUGAAGAAGAAGUUGAAGCUAAGAAGAGGAAAAAAGAGGCCAAAAAGCAGCGGAAAAAGCAGAAGAAGGGCGACUCAGGAGAAGAGUUGAUUGUCGCCAAUCCUAGCAAGCAAGGAGAAGGUGAGGCAGGAGCCGUGACGGGUAACUCUCACCACGCAACAGCAAACUCUGCCAACGCUGACGGUGACGUGAGAAACAACAAACAUUCAAAGGAAGAGGAGGAAGGAGAAGAAGGUGGAGCUGCUGGGGGUGGAGGACAUGAGAAGUCUGUCCUGCAGGCCAAGCUGACCAAGUUGGCCAUUCAGAUAGGUUAUGCUGGUUCAUUCAUCGCUGUGCUCACUGUUGUGAUUCUAAUAGUCCGUUUCUGCGUACAAACCUUUGUUUUGGAAGGCAAACCAUGGGACACAUUUUAUGCAAACCAUUUUGUCAAGUUCUUCAUCAUUGGUGUAACUGUGUUGGUGGUGGCUGUGCCUGAGGGUCUUCCCCUUGCUGUUACACUGUCUUUGGCUUACUCUGUAAAGGAUCCUUGGUUGGGAUUGACAGAGUGUGUGGCACUUCUCACAGGCAAGCAAGGAGAAGGUGAGGCAGGAGCCGUGACGGGUAACUCUCACCACGCAACAGCAAACUCUGCCAACGCUGACGGUGACGUGAGAAACAACAAACAUUCAAAGGAAGAGGAGGAAGGAGAAGAAGGUGGAGCUGCUGGGGGUGGAGGACAUGAGAAGUCUGUCCUGCAGGCCAAGCUGACCAAGUUGGCCAUUCAGAUAGGUUAUGCUGGUUCAUUCAUCGCUGUGCUCACUGUUGUGAUUCUAAUAGUCCGUUUCUGCGUACAAACCUUUGUUUUGGAAGGCAAACCAUGGGACACAUUUUAUGCAAACCAUUUUGUCAAGUUCUUCAUCAUUGGUGUAACUGUGUUGGUGGUGGCUGUGCCUGAGGGUCUUCCCCUUGCUGUUACACUGUCUUUGGCUUACUCUGUAAAGAAAAUGAUGAAAGAUAACAACUUGGUGCGACAUUUGGAUGCUUGUGAAACUAUGGGUAAUGCAACAGCUAUUUGUUCUGACAAAACUGGAACCCUCACCACUAACCGCAUGACAGUUGUUCAGUCAUACAUCUGUAGUGAAGAUCAUAAGACUACUCCAAAGUUUGAGUCAUUACCACAUGCCGUGGGCGACCUCUUGGUGAACGCCAUUAGCAUCAACUCUGCCUAUACAUCCCGUGUUCUGCCAGGCGACAACCCAGGAGAUCUCCCAAAGCAGGUUGGCAACAAAACAGAAUGUGCACUGUUAGGCUUUGUUUUGGAUCUUGGAAAAAGUUACCAGGUUAUUCGAGAUGAAGUCACUGAAGAAAACUUUCAUCGUGUAUACACCUUCAAUUCAGUACGAAAAUCUAUGUCAACGGUGGUGCCUCGCAAUGGAGGCUACCGCAUUUAUACUAAAGGUGCCUCUGAAAUUGUCAUGAAAAAAUGCUCCUUCAUCCAUGGCAAAGAUGGCAGAUUAGAGAACUUCACAAGGUCAAUGCAGGAACGUCUUGUAAGAGAAGUAAUUGAGCCUAUGGCAUGUAAUGGUCUUCGCACAAUCUCAGUUGCAUAUAGAGACUUUGUCACAGGGAAAGCUGAAAUUAACCAAGUGCAUUUUGACUCAGAGCCUAAUUGGGAUGAUGAGGAUAACAUCAUCAACAACAUGACCUGUAUCUGUAUAGUGGGCAUUGAGGAUCCUGUGCGACCUGAAGUGCCUGAUGCCAUUCGAAAGUGCCAGCGGGCAGGCAUCACAGUGCGAAUGGUCACCGGAGACAAUAUCAACACUGCCCGCUCCAUUGCUAGCAAAUGUGGAAUUCUUAGACCUGGGGACAAUAGUCUCAUUCUAGAGGGGAAAGAGUUUAAUAGGAGAGUAAGAGAUGCAUCAGGAAAGAUUCAACAACACUUAAUCGACAAAGUCUGGCCAAGCCUGCGUGUCUUGGCUCGCUCCUCUCCUACGGACAAGUAUACCCUGGUCAGAGGUAUCAUUGAGAGUAAAGUGAGCUCUAAUAGAGAGGUAGUGGCUGUCACUGGGGAUGGAACAAAUGAUGGCCCUGCUCUCAAAAUAGCUGAUGUUGGCUUUGCUAUGGGCAUUGCUGGUACUGAUGUUGCCAAAGAGGCAUCAGACAUUAUUCUCACUGACGACAAUUUUACUUCAAUCGUCAAAGCUGUCAUGUGGGGAAGGAAUGUGUACGAUUCCAUUGCAAAAUUUCUGCAGUUCCAGUUGACAGUAAAUGUUGUUGCUGUCGUUGUGGCUUUUGUUGGUGCCUGUGCCAUUAAUGAUAGUCCUCUCAAGUCAACAGGUGAUAAGUUGUUAGACAUUGACUCUGGUCGUUAUGCUGACAUCCGUGACCCACCAUCCCAGCACUUCACCAUUAUCUUCAACACUUUCGUCAUGAUGACUCUCUUCAACGAAAUCAAUGCACGGAAAAUUCACGGACAGCGCAAUGUGUUCCAGGGUUUCUUUACUAAUCCCAUUUUCUACAGCAUCUGGCUUAGUACACUAGCUAGUCAGAUUGUGAUAGUACAGUUUGGUGGUAUGGCAUUUUCAACGCAAGCCCUGUCACUGGAGCUGUGGUUAUGGUGUCUGCUCUUUGGAUGCGGAGUGCUACUCUGGGGACAGGUUGUCACCUCCAUCCCAACCAAAAAGCUACCUAAGAAUGUAUUCUCGUAUGGAUCAGGGGAGCCUAUAAAUGAUCCUAUUGCUGAUCUGGCCAGUGAAGACAAGCUGGAUUCGGACGGAAAAGACAGCAAGCGGACGGGUCAGAUUUUGUGGAUCCGUGGCUUGACCCGACUCCAGACUCAGUUGAGAGUAAUACGAGCAUUCAAGUCAACCCUGGAAGACUUGGAAGAACGGCGGUCGUGCCAUAGUUUGCAUAGUUUGCGCAUCUCGCGCAGUCAGCAGGGCAACCGGCCCAUGUCAGACAUCAGUUACAUAGAUGAGGACUCUACGAAAAGCCCAAGUCCCAAUAGUGACAAGCGGUGCGGGUCGUGCAACGCAACUGUGCGCCUCGUAACGGCCGUCGAGGAGUCAUCACCCACCACGGCUGAGACCGCCCCCCUGGUACCCCCCGGCAGCCCUCCCCCAGGCGGGCCUGCUGCAGCAGCAACCCAGCAGCUGGGGCACCACCGACCCCACACCCACGCCAACACACAAAAUUCGAGUAGUUAAUGCGUUUCGGCAGGGGCUUGAUGCACGGCCUUCCAACCCAAACCUGGCGGCAGUGCUGAAGAAGCAGACGUCCCUGAGCAAACGGUUGUCCCAGGGGUCUUCACUGGAGUAUGCCGACAUGUGUCCGGAUCCAGAAGAAUUAA
Messenger RNA from Penaeus indicus, 4308 nucleotides. RefSeq names its product plasma membrane calcium-transporting ATPase 2-like (gene PMCA). Bases 158 to 4165 code for a protein of 1335 amino acids. The transcript has 23 exons. Gene Ontology annotation, biological process: calcium ion transmembrane transport; regulation of cytosolic calcium ion concentration. Lineage: Eukaryota; Metazoa; Arthropoda; Malacostraca; Decapoda; Penaeidae. The record is from RefSeq and is a predicted model, not a curated record. Gene Ontology annotation, molecular function: ATP hydrolysis activity; P-type calcium transporter activity; ATP binding. Gene Ontology annotation, cellular component: plasma membrane; intracellular membrane-bounded organelle.